Prunus armeniaca (apricot) is the source of this 267-nucleotide messenger RNA. The record is from the annotation of a GenBank genome assembly. NCBI's taxonomy places the organism in Eukaryota, Viridiplantae, Streptophyta, Magnoliopsida, Rosales, Rosaceae.
AUGGUUGUAGCAACAAUACCCUCGGAGCCGCUUGAUGAAACCUUGGAGCUCGAGCUGCUUCACGUCUCCCCCUUCAACCUAAGCUCAAAUGGGGGUGAUGAGGAGGAGGGCAGCACCUCAGAGCACUUCCACCAGUUAGCCCCUUGCCACAGCAAGGGGAGCCCUAGGGCGGAUACUAUUCAUGUGAAUAGUGGCUGCCCUAGCCCCCCAGUAAAGUGUGUUUCCAGCAGUUUAGGCUUGCCAUGGCAAAUACUAUUCAUUUUUUAA